Messenger RNA from Phyllopteryx taeniolatus (common seadragon), 3628 nucleotides. RefSeq names its product adenylate kinase 6 (gene ak6). The transcript has 6 exons. Gene Ontology annotation, cellular component: nucleus; cytoplasm. NCBI's taxonomy places the organism in Eukaryota, Metazoa, Chordata, Actinopteri, Syngnathiformes, Syngnathidae. Gene Ontology annotation, molecular function: ATP hydrolysis activity; AMP kinase activity; ATP binding. The coding region runs from base 182 to 706 and encodes 174 amino acids. The record is from RefSeq and is a predicted model, not a curated record.
CAGAAUGCCGUAAACUACAGGACGGUUGACGUAAACAUCAAUUUACGGCAGCGUUUCUCUUGUGCAAAACCCAAAGGGAAACCCAUCCGAGACUUCUGACACAGUAAAUUACCACAAGGCUAUUCCUGGAGUCAUCUUUUCAGGUUGCUGUCAGUAGGACACGUGUUGGGUGCUAGCUGCGAUGAAAAUGAGGAGACAACCAAACAUUCUGUUAACAGGGACCCCUGGUGUUGGAAAAACAACUCUGGGGAAGGAGCUGGCUCAGCGGACAGGACUCGCCUAUGUUAAUAUAGGUGAUCUUGCUCAGGAAGGAGAUCUUUAUGAUGGCUACGAUCAAGAGUACCAGUGCCCCAUUUUGGAUGAAGACAGGGUGGUGGAUGAGCUAGAUGAGAAGAUGUCACAUGGAGGUGUGAUUGUAGACUAUCAUGGCUGUGACCUCUUCCCUGAGCGCUGGUUUCAAAUUGUCUUUGUCCUGCGAACAGACAAUACUCAGUUGUACACACGGCUAGAAAGCAGGGGUUACACAGGAAAGAAGCUGCAGGACAACGUGCAGUGUGAAAUCUUUCAGACCAUCUAUGAAGAGGCAAUUGAGGCCUACAAAGAGGAGCUUGUCCACCAGCUUCCCAGCAACACUCCCGAGGACCUGGAAAGGAACUUGGAGCAGAUAGUACAGUGGGCUGAGCAGUGGAUAAAAGACCACAAUUAGAGUGGAUGACUGACUGGCUGUCAGACAAAAUAAUUUGUACCAAUUUUCAACCUGCACUUAUUUUCAUAAAUACUGCCGUCAUGAAAACUACUCUUAUAUAAUCUUUACGUCAUUGGAAAACAGUUUCAAGAGCUCAUCAACAUACAAGCAUAAAACGCACAUCAAUGAAGCUAAGAUGGACAAAAUAUGUCCACCGGUGGAAAAGUAUGAUGAUGAUCACCUUACAGAAGGAUAAAUUAAUGUACAGAAUAAAUUAGCAAAAAGAAUCAAAAUAACAGCACCUAAUAUAAAAAGGGUCAAAGUUGCAAGACACUUUCAGACAAGAGGCACAUCAUUAUCAAUUCAUUGUGAGUCGUUCAGGCUGCGCACAGCCCAGGAAGAGAAACUUUUACCAAAAUGACAUGUGGAAGAUUUCAUAAAACGGAAAUAUUUGCUUGAAGGGAGAAGAACAAAAUGGCUGGCAGCAGGAUGACCUGCAGGGUUGUGUGCAAUACUAGCCUAGCACAUUUCAUUCAGUUUGGGAAGAUUGGCCAACAACUCUGUUAAGGAAUUUCUGAUCCUUUAGCGUUAGGCUACCAAACCACAAAAUUAUUGAGCUGAACAGGAUCUUCUUGGUGACACAUUGAUAAAAUGCAUGCAAAAUAUGACAAUUCAGAGUGUUUUCCUUCAGUUUACAUGGGGGGGGGGUGAAAAAGCCGUUCUUGUGACUUUUAACAAUGAUACCCAUAUUUAAGUGCCAGUUAAGAGCACCUAUAACAGCAACACCUAAAAAAAACUCUUGACCUUGUUGCUGUUAUUGGUUAAAAGGAGACAGGAUGCGUUCUUACAGCUAAAAUCAAAAAGUAGCUCCUUUUGUUUUGGAGGUAUUUGAAGUCAGAUUGUCGGAUACGAGUGUUGUCACACUUGAGACCGGUUUUGGUCUCGAGACCACAUUUUGAAGGUUGUCUCGGACUCGAGUCCCAAAGGUUUUGAUCUCGUCUCGGUCUUGGACUGGCCGGACUCGAGAUUUCUAUUCUUCAAAUUCAUUAAUGUGAUGAUAAGGAGAAGCAUAAGCAAACAACAAAUACCUUCAAUUCACAGUGUGUUUUACUAACCCCCUACAACCCCUGUUGACUGCAAUCUUCGCAGUGUUUUGAGUGAAUUGUGAUGUAAAUUUGGCUUCCUCAACCAAAAACCUCCAUAAGUAAAACAAUAUGCAAAAGAAAAGGGCGCGGACAACAUCAAACUUUAGCGGGCAUCGCCAAAGACAACAAACAGGUAAGCUAAGUUAACUGUAAGUAACCGGACUAAUUUUGUUUCUGAGAUGAAUAUUUCUUGAAAGAGGUUUUAAUUCAUUUGGUAGGUGCAGAACCCUAAUUUUCAUUUAAUUGGCAUUAUUGUGACACCCCACCGUGCAUGUUUAAAUUACAAAAUGCUGCAGUCUCGUACGUGACUUAAAUGAUCUUUUUUGAAAUACAUCUUUUCCUUUCGGCUUGUCCUGUUAGGGAUCGCCACAGUGUGUCAUCCUUUUCCAUGUAAGUCUGUGUCGUGACUCUGACCCAGAACCUCCCCCCAAACUGCAUUCUUCCAAGCGGCCCUACUGUAAGACUACCACAAGAAGACGCCUACUGGACCCUAAAGCAAAUAGCAGGUCCCCUCGAAAUCUUGGUUUGCAGUCAUCAAAGACUCCUGGUCUUCGUUUGAACUGACAGCAGCCAAAAGGGACCCAUCGACGAUGGAAUGCAAAUACAGCAACAAACCAUUUGCUUAAUAUUCAAACGUGCAUGCAAGGCGCCAACCACUGGCGUUGGAGAGUACUGCAACCCAUGAACUUCCAUUCCGUUGUUUGUUAACCAAGGAUAAAUGUCUGUCUUGAUAUUUUAAGAAUUCUGCAGACUUAUUCCAAAUGUAUGCCUUGAUGUCUGUGUCAGUGUAUCAACUUUACAAGCGCCGCUGUGAGAUUUUGAGAACUGUUUGUCUUGAUUAGACUCCAAGCAGCAUGAAAUGUGAUUUGAACCACAAGCAGUUGAUUUGCCAAGACUAAAGUAUAAACAGCCAGUCUAUAUGCUUGACCUGUGAGUAGAGAGUACAAAGUUGAGGGUAUUUUAUAUUAAUAUAUGUUUUUAAACUCAUUUUAUGGGUCAAAACUAGACUAGAUUCAAGCUGAUGGUUGUGGUCUGGUCUGGUCCUCAGUCCUCUCCGACACGCCCCCGGGGUAUUUAACGCCUGACUCCCGCCGCCUUGCCUUUUUUGUGUGUGUGUGUUUUCCUGUCUUCGUGUUCUGGCCGGCUAAUCUCGCCAGCCACGGGCUGGCCUUUGUUCGGGCAUGCCGCUCGGCAACCGCGGGCCUUGGGGAUGGAGACUGCUUCCCAGCCUCUCCGUGGGCCACCGCUAGGCCAUCAGAGCAGCUGCUACUAAAGUACCAGAUACGCUUCCACCCAAGCGUAAUCGCUCUGAAAUUUCUAGCGAGUCCCUGAAAAGGCAGGAAGAGAGACGGUCAUAUUCUCCCAACGAAGCGUGACUAACACAUUUUCUUCUUCCUCCUCUUGUUAUUGUUUCCUUUUUCUCAUUCGACCAAACCUGUCUCCGUGCUUCCCGAGACCACUGAGACAGACCCCCUCCACCCACCAGCUGAUCUACGUUUGUGAGUAACACACCAGUGUUUACCAGACUGGACAAUAUUAGUGCCUAAUCAUUUUGGGGCAAUUUACUAGCUUCACACAAAAUCCUAACUUUGUCCUCUCUCUCUUCCGUCCGGAAUGGACGCGUUAAACGCUCGCGUUUUCAACUUUAGUCCAACACACAAUGUUCUAUUUCCCUUUGCGUACUCCUAUUUUCCUUCUUUUUACCGUUGUUAGUGUUAUUUUAUUUCUUUAGUUAGACCCCUUUGUGUGUUUCCCUCUAGAGCCCUUGUAGAUGUCAUUAAAUAUAUCAAAAAUUCCA